UGCUAACCCUCGCCAGCCACCACCUCCACGAUCACCCCCUCCUCUCGCAACGCAGAGCCACAAAGCCCACUGUCUGCACCUCUCAGCCUCAGUGUGAAGAUGGUUGGCGGUUCGUGCGCUCGCAGGUUGGCUCGCCGCUCACGGUCUGCCUUGAUCGCAGCUCUUACUGUAUUACUGGUGCAGACACUCAUAGUAUGGAACUUCAGUAGCCUGGACUCGGGAGAAGAAAGGGAAAACGGCGGCUCCAACAUCAGAGACAAGAGAGACAGGAUCGGUGGCAACAAAGCCGGCAGCGAGUAUCUGAAAAGCGGGUUUCAAGAGCAACAUCUUCAGCCUCACCUCGGAAAGGGAACCGUUCGACAUAAACAACAACCGGAUGGCUACUACUCCCACCGGCCGAAGGAGAAAGUGCGGGUGGACAGCAACAACGAGAACUCGGUGCCCAAGGACUUCGAGAACAUCGACAACAGCAACUUCGGGGCGCGGUCCCGCCCCCAGCGCCGCACGCCGGGCCAGCCCAAGGAGCGGCCGCAGGAGAAGGGACGGGGCCAGCCGGGGGCCGGCCUGAGCAAGGGCUCCAACGAGGUCAUCCAGUACGGCGAGGCCAAGGGGGCAGCCGCGCCCCCCCCGCAGGCCCCGCCCCCCCGCAACCGCUCGCACGCGGGGGGGCCCGGCCCCGCCCACCGCCCCCAGCAGCCCCAGCAGCACCAGCAGCACCGCCACCACCACCAGCAGGGCAAGAGGCCGGCCACGCCCGCGCCCGACAUCGUGUACGACCAGCCGCCCAAGUGCGAGAUCAGCGGCAAGGAGGCCAUCUCCGCCCUCUCCCGCGCCAAGACCAAGGAGUGCCGCCAGCAGAUCGCCGAGGUCUACUGCCGCCACAAGGAGGGCCAGCUCAUGCCCGAGAAGGUCUCCCGAUACUGCCCCCUGGAGGGCAAGGCCAAUGUGAAUGUGCAGUGGGAGGAUGACUCCAGCGAGAGCGUGCCGGCGGCCCCCGUGCGGAUCGCCUUCGUGCUGGUGGUGCACGGGCGGGCGUCGCGCCAGCUCCAGCGCCUCUUCAAGGCCAUCUACCACACCUCCCACUACUACUACAUCCACGUGGACCUGCGCUCCAACUACCUGCACAGACAGGUGGCGGCGCUGGCGAGCCAGUACCCCAACGUGCGGGUGACGCCCUGGCGCAUGUCCACCAUCUGGGGCGGGGCCAGCCUGCUCACCAUGUACCUGCAGAGCAUGAAGGACCUGCUGGCCAUGAGCGACUGGAGCUGGGACUUCUUCAUCAACCUCAGCGCUGCCGACUACCCAAUCAGGACCAACAAUCAGCUGGUCGCCUUCCUGUCUAAAUACCGAGACAUGAACUUCAUCAAGUCUCACGGAAGAGACAACGCCCGCUUCAUCCGGAAGCAGGGUCUGGACCGCCUCUUCUUCGAGUGCGACACGCACAUGUGGCGUCUGGGGGACCGACGGAUCCCCGAGGGCGUCUCGGUGGACGGCGGCUCCGACUGGUUCCUGCUCAACCGCAGGUUCGUGGAGUACGUGAUCACCUCCCAGGACGACCUGGUGACCAGCAUGAAGCGCUUCUACUCCUACACCCUGCUCCCUGCCGAGUCCUUCUUCCACACGGUCCUUGAGAACAGUCCUCACUGCGAGAGCAUGGUGGACAACAACCUGCGCAUCACCAACUGGAACCGCAAGCUGGGCUGCAAGUGUCAGUACAAGCACAUCGUGGACUGGUGCGGCUGCUCACCCAACGACUUCAAACCGGCCGACUUCCACCGCUUCCAGCAAACUGCCAGACCCACCUUCUUCGCCCGCAAGUUCGAGGCCAGCGUCAACCAGGAGAUCGUCAACCAGCUGGACGGCUUCCUGUUCGGGGGCCUGCCCGCGGGCACGCCGGGGCUCAAGGCCUACUGGGAGAACGCGUACGACGAGCCGGACGGCGUGCACAGCCUGACCGACGCCCAGCUCACCCACUUCCACGCCUUCGGCCGCAUGGGCCUGGCGCGCGCAGACAGCUCCCUGCAGGGCGACCCCGACGACAGCAGCUGCAGGUACUUUCCCAUGGGCCACCCGGUGUCCGUCCACCUCUACUUCCUGGCCGAUCGAUUCCAAGGGUACCUGGUUCGCCACCACGCCACCAACCUGGCCACCAGCAAGCUGGAAACCCUGGAGACCUGGGUCAUGCCCAAGAAGUCUUUCAAGAUCGCCAACCCGCCCAACAGCUUCACCCGGCUGCAGUUUGCAGAGAUUGGCACAGAGUGGGACGCCAAGGAGAGAAUGUUCCGGAACUUCGGGAGCCUGAUGGGGCCGACGGAGGAGCCGGUGGGAAUGCAGAAGUGGGGCAAAGGGGCCAACGUGACGGUGACGGUGGUCUGGGUGGACCCCACCAACGUCAUCGCCGCCACCUACGACAUCCUGAUCGACGCCAGCGCGGAGUACACGCACUACAGGCCCCCGCUCAACCUGCCGCUGCGGCCCGGCGUCUGGACCGUGCGCGUGCUCCACCACUGGAGCCCCGUGGCCGAGACCCGCUUCCUGGUCACCCCCCUGGCCUACAGCAAGCACCAGCCCAUCCGCCAAGAGGAUGCCCUCAGGUUCCACAACGGCCCGGCCAAGAACAGCUACAUGGAGCAGAGCUUCCACGGGCUGAACCCGGUGCUCAACAUCCCCGUGCACCUGGGCCAGGUGGAGGCGGCCAAGCGCAACGCGGGGCUGACGGGGGCGGAGCUGGAGCAGUGGGUGGACAGCCUGGUGCGGGAGACAUGGUCGGCGGUGGACGUGUGCUCCACGGGGCCCAGCGCCUGCCCCGUCAUGCAGGCCUGCUCGAAAACCAUGUGGAGCUCCCUCAGCCCCGAUCCCAAGUCUCACCUGGGGCCGCCCCGGCCUGACGGGCGCAUCAGGUAGCACCCUCUGCUGGCCUGGAGGCUCCGCGGCGAUCACGGUUGUUUUUUAAAUUAUGAUUUUAAUUUUUCUUUUUUUGCCAUCCCUUAUUGAAAGAUGAAGUGCAUUUUUAUACAUUUUUAAGACAUUAGUCAGAAAACAGAAUGAAAUGACAGCACAAAUCUGCGGGGUGUUCUGCAAAGGGUUUAGAGUAUUCCCUUCUGGUCUGAUAGGUUCUUAGGUCUUAUUUUCUUGAGUAUUUUUACAUUUUUUUGCGGACUAUACUGUGAUUGAUGCUUUGGUUCCUGCAUUUGGAUGAGAGGAUGGCAGCGCUGUAGAAUGUCCACAGCGUGCUGCUGAAUUAAGAGACUUAAAAACUAUCUCAGAAUGCAGCUAGCGUAGAGUGCACAUUAAACACUGGUAGCCAGACCAAAAGGGAACCUCGUCUCGGCAGAACUUACUGUCACACACUCCAGAGACGCCCCAACGCUCCUCCAAACAGCCGCACAGAUUUAUUUGAAAAGCUCAAAUCCUGUCCACAACCGGCCUGGCAGUGUUGGUUGCUGGUGGCAGGAUCACAGGCACAGCACUACUAAACAGCUGUCGGGGUUUAGAGCCGAGAUGCGGAGCGUACGCCUGGGCUGGCAGUCCGCGGCCCUUAGGCCCAGAUGCAGUAAGACCCCCGGGCAGAGGGGGGGCGCUGUAGGUACGCGUCGACCCUUUGCUCACCCAGACUGCCUGAAACUUGAAGUGCGGGCGUGUCAGCUGUGCUGGCACAAGGAGAAAAACUCCUCAAACUGUUUUCUUUCUUUUUAUCAGUUUAUUUUAUUAUAUGUUACGCUUUUUGUUUUGUUUUUUUCGACCAAGCUGGGGAAAAAAAUCUGAAAGAAAUUAGUGUCGGGUUGUAAAAUGAGUAAUGAGUAGCUAUUUAUUUAUAAGUUUAUAUAAAUACAAAUAUUUUUAGUCAAUGACUAAUGACUUCACGCUGCUUUUGCAGCUUGGUGAAUAUUUUUUGUAAACGAGCUGCCUUUAUUUACAAAGGCCAUCGCCCCAAACCAGUACCUGUAGGCAGAGUCCUGUGUCUCAGUGUAGUCCAGUCUCAGUAGAGUUGCUAUAGCGCUAUAUUACAUAUUACAAGCACAUUACAGGUAACUUUGCUGGGGGCUUACAGGUCAGCCGAUCCUUCCAACCUCUCUGGUUUGAAAAGUUUAAAAAAAAAACAUUAAAAAUGAAGAUUAAUGUUG
This is a messenger RNA of Anguilla anguilla (European eel), 4124 nucleotides long. It is a transcript of the gene xylt1, whose product is annotated as xylosyltransferase I. The transcript has 11 exons. Gene Ontology annotation, cellular component: membrane. Lineage: Eukaryota; Metazoa; Chordata; Actinopteri; Anguilliformes; Anguillidae. Gene Ontology annotation, biological process: chondroitin sulfate proteoglycan biosynthetic process; heparan sulfate proteoglycan biosynthetic process. Bases 100 to 2904 code for a protein of 934 amino acids. The record is from RefSeq and is a predicted model, not a curated record. Gene Ontology annotation, molecular function: protein xylosyltransferase activity.